This is a messenger RNA of Nothobranchius furzeri (turquoise killifish), 3020 nucleotides long. The record is from RefSeq and is a predicted model, not a curated record. Lineage: Eukaryota; Metazoa; Chordata; Actinopteri; Cyprinodontiformes; Nothobranchiidae.
GGUUACUGGGUAGCUGAAUGAAACAACAACAAUCCAGCAGACAACGAUCAAAAGUCAUUGAUUAUUUUAAUAACGGUCAGGCAUCAGUUACCAUAUAAAAGCAGGGGUUCAGCCGUUUCCUGGUCUGGAGCGUACAGGUGUGUGUAAACACAAGAGAAACAGCCAUCGCUGUCCAUCAACCUGGAAGGAGUUCAUUUGUUCCGCCACACCAGUUCCUUGAUGUGAUAAAGAGAAGUAAGCAGCAGCGAGAAGUGCCACAACACUCGACCUCUGUGGUCCAAGGACAGGGACGUGUGUGAUUUGACAUGCCUGUGAGAGGAUUCCCACCCUAGGCAGCGCACAGCCAACCAUGGAGCAGCAAGCCUGGAUUCUGAGGAGCAUCCUGACCCAGCUGGAGGGCCAGGAGGCUGCAGGGGAGGAGGACCCAAACAAUAUUGCUGUUGAGUUUCUGAGGUUGAAAAGUCAGUCAUCAAUGUAUCGCAGUGACAAGACGUUCUCUACUAAGACGGCAGAAAUGCAGGAAAACAUCAAGAAGAACCGAUACAAGGACAUUGUUCCCUUUGAGCACACCAGAGUGAAGCUCACGCUCACCUCCUCUAAGAAAGACUCAGACUACAUCAAUGCUAGCUUCGUUAAGGGAGUAUUCGGGUCCAAAGCUUACAUCGCCACUCAGGGUCCACUUCCACUCACGCUGGUGGACUUCUUAAGGAUGCUUUGGGAAUUUAACAUUCAGAUUAUUGUGAUGUCCUGUCGAGAAUUUGAGAUGGGGAAGAAAAAGUGUGAGCUCUACUGGCCCCAGAAACAGAACGAGGAUUUUGUGUGCGAACCUUUUAGAGUGUAUUGUGACUCCGAGGAGAAUAAAGGAGACUAUCUGACGAGGACGUUAAGGCUGACUUAUCACAAUUCAAGCCGCAUUUUGAAGCAGCUGCACUAUAUGAACUGGCCAGAUCACGGCAUACCAGACACCAUCACCCCCAUCCUGGACAUGCUGCAUGAGAUGCGGGUCUAUCAGGCCCAUGAGGAUGUCCCGGUUUGCCUCCACUGCAGUGCUGGCUGUGGGAGGACAGGUGUUCUGAUGGUCAUCGAUUACACGUGGAACCUCCUCAGGAAUCAGAUGAUCACUUCUGAUUUCAGUAUCUACAACUUAGUUCAGGACAUGAGGACCCAGAGGCCUUCAGUGGUCCAAACCAAGGAACAGUAUCUGCUGGUCUACAGAACUAUCAAGGAACUUUUUCGGAGGUACCUGGACUCAAUGGAGACCCAAAACAGCCCACGAGAGGUGCCAACGGCUGAAAAUGGGCUCUCUGACCAAAGUCAGGAGUUUGAUUUAAACUCUGAGCAACAGCGUGAGAAGGAAAGUGCCUUUCUACUGCGUUACCACACUCCCUUGGCCCCUGCCUCAGAAGACUUUUUUACCUUUGGAGUUGAAGACAUGCGGUGGGGUCAGCAACAGUAUCAGACCCUUCCAGAUGUGCAGCAGAACCGGUAUGAAGGACCAAACACCAGCCAAACAGCAUCUACAGAGGUUGAGAGCGCUCCAGAGACCUGUGACUUUCCAGUCCAGAACUUCUCUCCCAAAGAUACCAUGGUGGACCCAAAGACGGUUUGUCUGAUGGUGGAGGACCCUUAUUUUGACACUCAGACGAGCUCCCCAUCAUCAGAAGAAGCACCAGCCGAUGAGUCCAACUGGACCCAGAGUCCCAUCUUCAGUGCGCCCGUGUUGCUGCUGAAUGACCAGACCAUGGGACCGGGUUCUCCUGUCUCAGUUCUGCCUGAUGAUGAAGUGCCUCCUCCAUUACCUGAACGGACACCUGAAUCCUUCGUCCUGGCUGUAGAUACAGGUCCAUGUGAAAGGCCAGUCAUGAUCUUUCCACCCAAAGCUGAUGCUACUGAGGAUGUAAGUGAAGGGGGCCCACCAUCACCUGCACCCCCGCUUCCGGAGAGAACCCCAGAAUCGUUUGAGUUAGCUGCUGAUCCAACUCCUGUAGUGAAGCAGCAAGUGGUCCCACUCGCAGUAAACCUGAGCAUUGUUGGAACAUCUUCAGAAUGGUCUGGAAACUCAGCGCCAGAAGCCAACACAAUGAACGAGUCAUCUUUUAUGAGAAGCAAAAGUGUGAGAGCAAAAAUGACUUUUUCAGGUGAGGCCAGUCUGGCACAGCCGAUUCGGGACAGAACCACAGAACCCUUCGUCCCCACUACAGAUGACAAAAUUGUGUUUGAUUCCUUAGAUCAUGAGAAACGAUUGAUGCGCCCACAAUCUGUAGGAGCAACACCUCUACUGAGGGUGGGACUGUCGUCUGAGUGGGACGGCACCUCUCAGUCAAAGAACAUCCUUGAUGUUGUCAUGAACCGGAGCAAGAGUGUUCGAGCUAAAAGCUCUAAAGAAGAGCCCCUCAGUGCCUCAAAGCAGCUCGCUCUCCUUCCUGAGGUCGCAGCUCAAGGAGGAAGUGCACAACGUGAUCUGAACCGCAAGUCCUCCCUGGACACUGAUAGAACAGGACGCAAAGCAGACAAAAGCAAUCAAAAGGGCAUGUCUCGAGCUAAGAGUCUGAAAUUUUUCAGAAGCAGGCUGAGACCUGAUGUUCCUCCUCCACCCCCACCUGCUGAAGCCAGAGCUAAAUCUCCAUCGCCCGCCACCUCGUCCGCUGUGUUUAAACUAGGAUUUGGGAACCGCUUUGGAAAGCCAAAAGGCCCCAGGACGUAUCCAGAGACCUGGUUAUGAAGCAGCUCUUGAAAACACCCUCAACAACAGACACAAUGACUUGUUUGACUGUUCACUGAUUGGGAAAAGAAGCAGGUUUAUUACAAAUUUAAGUUACAUCAUGACAGAGGAGAACAUAAAGGAGCUGCCUUGGUGUGAGCAAGUUUUAAAGAAGACCAGGGCAGCAGCGCCUCCAUCUGGACACACACAGGAAGUGCCCACUCUGUACAAUUUGUGUGGUAAAGCAGAUUUGAGUUACUGACCGGUGGACUCAGAAGCAAGACUCGUUUAAAUGCUCAAGAAUAAAGUGCUUGUAGGA